AUGAUAUCCUUCUCCAUUGAAGACUGGAGUACAGCUGGUGAGAAGCUUGAUGAAGCCAUCGUCUUGAAACGUUAUCAGGCGAACAUCAUCGGCAACUACACCGCCAAUAGUGCCUACGAACGUGACCUGAAUAGAAUCUUCAAGGAGAUCACCUCUAUAACAAAAUCCAAUUAUGGGUUUUACAGCAACAAGGUCGGCGAAGUCAACGCCAUGGCACUUUGCAGAGCAGAUGUUAAGCUAGAUGUUUGCUCUAGUUGUUUAAACUAUACAAAGAAGCCAUCGGAUGGUCUACGGAUUGCACGUUACGGCUCUACAGCUGAUGAGUACUUUCAGCUCAGACUCGGAGAGUUGUUGAGUGACCUGCGUAGUAAAGCAGCAGCAGGGGGUGCUCUGCUUAAGUAUGCGGCAGGUAACUCGUCGCUGAGUGCUUUGGAAAGGUUACACGCUCUAGUGCAGUUGACUCCUGAUUUGUCUGAAAUGUUAAUGUGA
Messenger RNA from Gossypium arboreum, 489 nucleotides. Its product is annotated as cysteine-rich receptor-like protein kinase 29. The record is from RefSeq and is a predicted model, not a curated record. The transcript has 3 exons. Bases 1 to 489 code for a protein of 162 amino acids. NCBI's taxonomy places the organism in Eukaryota, Viridiplantae, Streptophyta, Magnoliopsida, Malvales, Malvaceae.